GUGGUGGCUUGGGGGGCUCGGGUGGGCUCCCUGGGCUGGCUUCAUGGGGUGUCUAGCGCUAUAAAGGGCAACGGAUCGCUGGGUUAGGGCUUGCUAGACUGACCAACUAUAUCCUUGGCUGAGGGGGCCAGAGAUCGGUUUUCUCUAUAAUCUCAUUACCACACCAUCGAUAUGAGGCGUAGGGCCUAUAGCCCUGGUAGUGGAUGCAUCAUUUCGACAAUUUCUGAUCCUUGUACUUAGGACAGCAGCAUCGGCUAGGCGAUCCAACGAGAAAUGCCCUCGAAGGAUGGCAAAGCCCGCAUUACACCUAAGGAGUCUCGGCAGGUCACAGGAUGCAGCUACUGACCGGUACUUUUGACUUAGCGUCAUUAUUGGAGACUCGGAGGAUUCACUAUCCCAGUCUAUACAGUAGUGACCUCUCGCCUUGUCUGAUGAAACUGUCGACCCACUUCCUCCUCCACGCCAUAUCCCCACCAUCUCCGAGUCAUGCACAAUCCGCGAAUUGGCAGGCUUCCAGGUUGCCUUCGCCUUUUUAUAGGCAAGAAAAAGUACUCCGUACUCCGUUAAAUGUGCCCCGAGCAGCGUGGGUCUGGUAAGAACUGGUCGGGGUGUCUGCGCUGUCCACAGCAAAUGGAUUUAUAAUGACACCGUCUUCCUUUUCCAUUAAUAUCCCUCAUAUGUCGGGACACUCUUCUCUUGGACCUGUCUCUGGUUUCCUGGUGAAGCACUCGUCACAUUGACGCUGGGCAGGCACUGGUCAACAUGACACUCGAAAUUCUCUUCUCCCUAUCCCCCGCAGCUCUCACAGUAGGCGCGGCGAUCCUUGUUUCAGCAUACUGGCUCGCUUCCUACGCCUACCUCUACUGGUUCCAUCCCCUAUCCAAAUACCCCGGCCCGCCACUCGCCGCCGUCUCCGAGCUCUGGUACGCCUCCGCAUGGACAAGCGGGUUCUGGAACCGCAAGAUCCAAGACGCCCACCGUCGCUACGGAGACAUCGUGCGCAUCGCGCCCAACGAACUUUCCUUCGCAACCGCCCAAGCCUUCCGCGACAUCUACGGCGCCCCUUCCAAGACCCGCAAGCUCUUCCCGAAAUCCGACCGCUUUUAUGAUAACGGUCACCCGAACAUUGCCUUCGUACGUGACCCAGAGGAACACGCCCGCCAGCACCGUAUCUUCGCGCCUCAGUUCCGUCCCUCUGCUGUGCGCACCCAGGAGCCGAUCGUCCACGCCCACGUCGACCUGUGGGUGAAGCAGCUCGCUGCGCGCGGCCGCGACGGUGCUGUCCCGCUCGACGUGUCUAAGUGGUUCGAAUGGCUCACGUUCGAUAUCAUCGGCGAACUCACAUUCGGGGAAUCGUUCAACGCGACCCGCGAUAAUAAAAGCCAUCCGUGGGUCUCAAUCCUCCUCGAUGCUACCUAUAGCGGGUCUAUCUUCAACCUGCGUAAACGUCUCGCUUUCGUCGGUCCCUUGUUGCGUUGGAUGCCGUAUGUUUCGCCUACGGCUCGUGCAGCCGUUGACUCCAUUACUCGUCAUGGCGCAAUGACGCUCGCGAAGACCCGGAAGCGUAUCGAGGUCGGUCCUGCGCGUAGCAAAUCCACGGACACCGUCGUCGACGAUUUUCUCGCUCAUGCUAUUCGCGCCGGUGGCAUGAAGGACACGGACCUCGCUAACCAGGCCAUGGUCAUGCUGACCGCCGGCGCAGAGACCAGCGCGACGGCCCUCACCGCUGCGCUGUGGUACCUGUCGCUUCCCGAGCACGCGGGCUGUCUCCAGCGUCUGCGGGCCGAAGUGCGGGCCGCCUUCGGUACCUCCCCCGCCGAAGCGACUGGCGACGCCACCGCCCGUCUGCCGUACCUAAACGCCGUCCUAGAAGAGACGAUGCGCAUGUUCCCGCCCUCGCCUGUCGGUCCGCCGCGCGUGAGCCCCGUGGGCGGCGAGACUGUCGACGGCAUGUUUGUUCCCGAAGGCGUGUACGUCGCCGCGGAUGUCUGGACGAUUCAUCACGAUGCGCGCACGGUGGGCGAGUUUCCGGAUAAAUUCAUUCCCGAGCGGUGGCUCGAUGUCCCUGUCAAGCCGUAUACGGUGCCGUUUAGUAUCGGGCCCAGGAUGUGUAUCGGGACGACGCUGGCGUGGGUGGAGAUGCGGAUCGCGUUGGCGAAGACGGUGCUUGCGUUUGAUUGGGAGUUGGAUGGCGACGAUGUUGGCGGGGAUUGGGUUGAUCAGGCGAGACUGAAGCAGUUGUGGAAGAAGGCGCCGUUGAUGAUGCGUUUUCGGCCAGUGGGGAGUCAGUGA
Molecule: messenger RNA, 2292 nt
Organism: Aspergillus melleus
Lineage: Eukaryota; Fungi; Ascomycota; Eurotiomycetes; Eurotiales; Aspergillaceae
Product: cytochrome P450
Exons: 1
Coding region: 763-2292 (509 amino acids)
Molecular function (GO): oxidoreductase activity, acting on paired donors, with incorporation or reduction of molecular oxygen; iron ion binding; monooxygenase activity
Source: RefSeq, a predicted model, not a curated record